Marmota monax (woodchuck) is the source of this 5736-nucleotide messenger RNA. RefSeq names its product tubulin tyrosine ligase like 5 (gene Ttll5). Gene Ontology annotation, molecular function: tubulin-glutamic acid ligase activity; tubulin binding. Gene Ontology annotation, biological process: microtubule cytoskeleton organization; protein polyglutamylation. The record is from RefSeq and is a predicted model, not a curated record. The transcript is spliced from 35 exons. The coding region runs from base 277 to 4296 and encodes 1339 amino acids. Lineage: Eukaryota; Metazoa; Chordata; Mammalia; Rodentia; Sciuridae. Gene Ontology annotation, cellular component: cilium.
UCAGCGCCCGGUGGCGGCGCCUGCGCAGUGGCUCCGAGCGGGCGGUUGCUUGUUGGUUGUUGUAGUAACGGGGGAAGCAGCCGUCGGCGACUGCCGUGAGCCUGGCUGGGGAAGGAGGAGGAAGGUAGGCGCAGAGCGCGGUCCCCGCCUGCCUGCUCCGAGCCAUGGGAAGAUGAGACAGGAAUCUGUGCCACCCAAAUUGUCUGAUCCAGUGAAUCUGCAAGGAAAGGUCUCUGAGGCCCCUGUCUGCUGACUGCAUGACAAACUCUAAAGGAAAUGCCAGUUGUGAUGGCCCGGGACCUGGAGGAAACAGCAUCUUCCUCAGAGGAUGAGGAGGUGGUAAGCCAAGAGGAUCAUCCAUGUAUCAUGUGGACUGGAGGCUGCAGGAGAAUUCCAGUUUUGGUAUUCCAUGCUGAGGCCAUUCUGACAAAGGACAACAAUAUUCGAGUAAUUGGAGAACGCUAUCAUUUGUCUUAUAAGAUUGUGCGAACAGACAGUCGCUUGGUACGCAGCAUUCUGACAGCCCAUGGAUUUCAUGAAGUUCACCCAAGCAGCACUGACUAUAACUUGAUGUGGACAGGAUCCCACCUGAAGCCCUUCUUACUUCGCACCCUCUCUGAAGCACAAAAGGUUAAUCACUUUCCCAGGUCUUAUGAACUAACACGGAAGGACCGACUGUACAAAAACAUCAUUCGAAUGCAGCACACGCACGGAUUCAAGGCUUUCCACAUCCUUCCUCAGACCUUCCUCUUGCCAGCUGAGUACGCGGAAUUCUGUAAUUCAUAUUCAAAGGACCGGGGACCUUGGAUAGUAAAACCAGUGGCCUCUUCUAGGGGGCGGGGCGUCUACCUGAUCAACAAUCCAAACCAGAUUUCCCUGGAAGAGAACAUCCUGGUCUCCCGUUACAUUAACAACCCCCUGCUCAUAGACGAUUUCAAGUUCGACGUGCGCCUCUAUGUGCUCGUGACUUCCUACGAUCCUCUGGUCAUCUAUCUCUAUGAAGAGGGGCUGGCCAGGUUUGCCACUGUGCGAUACGACCAAGGAGCCAAGAACAUUAGGAACCAGUUCAUGCACCUGACAAACUACAGUGUGAACAAGAAGAGUGGAGACUAUGUGAGUUGUGAUGAUCCAGAAGUAGAGGAUUAUGGGAACAAAUGGAGUAUGAGUGCUAUGCUUAGAUACCUGAAACAAGAAGGCAGAGAUACAACUGCAUUGAUGGCCCAUGUGGAAGAUCUGAUCAUUAAGACUAUCAUCUCUGCUGAGCUGGCUAUUGCUACAGCUUGUAAAACCUUUGUCCCUCAUCGCAGCAGUUGUUUUGAACUAUAUGGCUUUGAUGUGCUCAUAGAUUCUACUCUGAAGCCAUGGUUGUUGGAAGUGAAUCUGUCUCCUUCUUUGGCCUGUGAUGCACCUCUGGACCUAAAAAUUAAAGCCAGCAUGAUUUCAGAUAUGUUCACUGUUGUAGGAUUUGUGUGCCAAGAUCCUGCCCAGCGGGCAACUACUCGGCCAAUUUAUCCCACCUUUGAGUCUUCCAGGAGAAACCCUUUCCAGAAACCUCAGUGCCCAGUAUCUGCACAGUUUCAAUCAUCAUACACCAAGCAGCGCUCCCGUCCACUCUCUGCCAGUGAUGCAGAAAUGAAAAACCUUGUGGGCUCCGCCCGGGAGAAGCUGCCGGGGAAGUUAUGUGGUUCUGUGCUUGGUCUGUCAAUGGAGGAGAUUAAAGUUUUACGGAGGGUAAAGGAAGAAAAUGAUCGGAGAGGUGGAUUUAUUCGCAUAUUUCCUACAUCUGAGACAUGGGAAAUAUAUGGGUCCUACCUCGAGCACAAAACCUCCAUGAACUACAUGCUGGCAACACGCCUCUUCCAGGACAGGGGAAACCCAAGAAGAAGCUUAUUGACAGGAAGAACACGGAUGGCUAUGGACGGAGCACCAGAACUGAAGGUAGAAAGUGUGAACUCAAAGGCCAAGCUUCAUGCUGCUCUUUAUGAGAGAAAGCUCCUGUCUCUGGAGGUGCGAAAACGUAGAAGACGGAGUGGCAGAUUGAGGGCAGUGAGGCCAAAAUACCCAGUGAUUACCCAACCAGCUGAAAUGAAUGUUAAAACUGAGACAGAGAGUGAAGAGGAGGAAGAAGUGGCAUUAGACAAUGAAGAUGAAGAGCAGGAAGCUUCCCAGGAGGAGUCUGCAGGGUCUCUUGGAGAAAAUCAAGCCAAAUAUUCACCCUCAUUGACUGUUAUGGUAGAAAAUUCAUCCAAAGAAAAUUCCAUGAAGGUUCCCGAAUGGAGUAAUAAAGGUGAACAGGGCUGCAAAAUUGACACUCAGGAGCCAGAGCCGAAGUUCAACCUGAUGCAGAUUCUGCAAGAUAAUGGAAACCUAAGCAAAGUGCAGGCCCGAAUAGCAUUCUCUGCCUAUCUCCAGCAUGUUCAAGUUCGCCUGACGAAGGACAGUGGAGGUCAGACCCUCAGUGCCAGUUGGGCUGCCAAAGAGGAUGAACAGAUGGAGUUGGUUGUUCGUUUCCUUAAACGAGCAUCAAGUAACCUCCAGCAUUCACUGAGGAUGGUAUUACCUAGUCGACGAUUGGCACUUCUAGAACGCAGAAGAAUCCUCGCCCACCAAUUAGGUGACUUUAUCAUUGUGUACAACAAGGAAACAGAACAAAUGGCUGAAAAGAAAUCAAAGAAGAAACUUGAAGAGGAGGAGGAAGAUGGGGUGAAUACAGAAAACUUUCAGGAUUUCAUCAGACGAGCAAGUGAGGCUGAAUUGGAGGAGGUAUUGACUUUUUAUACCCAAAAAAACAAGUCUGCAAGUGUCUUCCUGGGUACCCACACUAAAACUUCUAAGAACAGCAGCGGUUAUUCAGAUAGUGGGGCAAAAGGUGAUCACCCUGAGACAAUACAAGAAGUGAAAAUAAAGCAACCCAAACAGCAACAGGCAACAGAAAUUCACUCUGAUAAAUUAUCUCGAUUUACCACUUCAGCAGAAAAAGAGGCUAAAUUAGUCUAUACCAAUUGUACUUCUACUUCUUUCUCUGGUCCUGCUGCUACUCUUCUGCAGAAAAUUCCCAACACCCAUCUGUCAUCUAUUAUGACAACCUCUGCCCUCUCGCCAGGGCCUGGCCACCAUUCUGCUUUAUCUCACAUUCCUCAAGCCAUCCCCACUAUACCUCAUCAGCCAGCAAUUUUACUGAACCCAGUCCCUGACAAUGCUUCUUCCUCCAUACAUCCUGGGACACAGAACACACCAAGCCCCGCUGGCCUGCCACGCUGUCGAUCAGGCAGUUACACCAUUGGCCCCUUUUCCUCUUUCCAAAGCGCUGCACACAUCUAUAGCCAGAAACUGUCUCGUCCCUCCUCAGCAAAGGCAGCAGGUUCAUGCCAUCCAAACAAGCAUCAUUCAGGAGUAGCCAAAAUGCAGAAAGAGGGAGAAGAUGGUUCUUCAUAUGGCAAACGGUACAGCCAAAGUAUGGUUUCAGCUGAACUUCAGCGACUUGCUGAAAAGCAGGCAGCAAGGCAGUAUUCUCCAGCCAGCCACAUCAGUCUCCUCACACAACAGGUAACAAACCUGAAUUUGGCAAGUGGUGUCAUAAACAGAAGCAGUGCUUCAACUCCCCCCAGCCUCCGACCUGUCCUCAGUCCUACUGGUCCAACAUGGUCCAUACAGUCAGACCCCCACGCUACAGAGAACCACUCCAGCCCCCCUGGAAGCAGGAGCCUCCAAACAGGUGGCUUUGCCUGGGAGGGCGAGGUGGAGAACAACGCUUAUAGCAAGGCUACCGGGGUGGCUCCCCAACACAAAUACCACCCCACGGCAGGCAGCUACCAGCUGCAUUUUGCUCUCCAGCAACUGGAACAACAGAAACUUCAGUCCCGGCAGCUUCUGGACCAGAGUCGAGCCCGGCACCAGGCGAUCUUUGGCAGCCAGACACUACCUAACUCCAAUUUAUGGACAAUGAAUAAUGGUGCAGGCUGCAGAAUUUCAAGUGCCGCAGCUAGUGGCCAGAAGCCAACCACUCUGCCACAAAAAGUGGUGCCACCUCCAAGUUCUUCCUCCUCCCUGGUCCCCAAACCCCCAUCUAAUCAUAAACAAGUGCUCAGAAAGGCCACAUCCCAGAGGGCUUCAAAAGGGGCCUCCGCAGAAGGGCAGCUGAACGGACUCCAGAGCAGCCUUAACUCUGCAGCCUUUAUGCCCAUCACCAGCUCCACAGGAUCUUUGGAAGCUCCCCAAGUUAUUUUCGCCAGAUCCAAACCCUUGCCCACACAAUCUGGAGCCCUUGCUACAGAUCCUGCUCACACUAACAGAUGAACCGCGAAUGCACAGAGGAAGAACCUGUCCACUGCUCCUGGGCGCGUGACUGAGGGUGAAGCAUCCGCCAGUGCUGCCAGGGGUCCAUAGUAUUUUUUUGCUGCCUCAGAGUCCCCAAGGCCUUCAAGCAGAAGUGGCAGUAGAUGGUGGCCAUCAGCCAAGCGAGACACUGACUGGGACAACAGGAGAACAGAACCUCUGGGUUUGGGUGGAACUUGGCAGUGGGGACGUUCAACUGAGGCCUUCUCUACUCAUCCAAGCACACGUGUGUCUUCACCUUCCCUCACCCCCCCCCAGCCUGCUCAGGUCUCCUCUGUCCCUUUCCUGCUGCCACACAGAGAUGAUAUAAAAGAGGCUCUUUGGCUGUUCGCAUCUUGCUUCCUCUUCUUUUCCAGGUUGCAGUAUUGAGCUCUGUUUGCUUUGUACAAGCUUAAAGCCCUAAUAGCAGUACCUACCAGAGUUGUUCUGCCCUUUCGGGGGUCCUGGGGAAGGCAGCGCACAUCACCCGUUUCCCAGAGCGUGGAGGCAAGUUGGCCCGCCGCUGACAUGAGCCAGGGUAAAGGCACCCUUUGGAAUUACUGAUUUCUAAGAUUAAUAAAGUAAUUCUAUUUUUUUUCUUUUCUUUUUUUUUAUUUACUAAUUCCCAACAAUCAGUAUUCACAAUCAAGACUGAAAUAGAACCAACUUCUCAUUUCAUUCCAUUGCUGGACAAUUUUUUCAAUUUCAUGUUAGAAACGGAAGCUUUCAAGAACUUGUGUUUCAGCAGAUGGUGUGUCAGGCUGUUCCCCAGGGCAGCACCUGGGAAGCCCUGUGUACAGAUUCUCCACAGCCAGGCUGCAGCUGGAGGCUCGCCCCUGUGGUCCUCUAGUGGCAUGUGACUCUGUCCAGUUGCCCUUCACCUCCCUCAAAGUCCAUGUGGACAGAGCAGCUCUGCCUGGACCACGUGGCACUUGGCCUCUGCUGUCCUUCCCUAGGUCCUCACUCUGGCUUUUGCUGGAGAACAGGCUGAGAACCGGGCCACAGGCUUGACCUAGCUGUCCUGGGGAGUUACUUUAGAAUCCAGAAUCUGGGCCUUCUACAAGGUCCUAUAAGCUCAGCAUUGAAAUCCAAAGAGAAAGUGACAUACAGAGAUUAAAAGGGACUUUAUUGACUUCUCGGGGACUGAAAAAAAAAAGGUUUUGGGCACAUUGAAGCACUGUGCCUGUGCAGGUUGAGGUCUCAUUCCACAUGUUCCCGGGACUCCUGGAUCAUGGUUUGAGAACCAUCAUAACUCUGCUCACUUGUUUGGGAGUUGGUUAAGAGACAAAUUAGAAUUCCUCCCUCCACAAUCUCCUGCUGAUAUAUAGAGUUGGGAAAUAAGGGAUUUAGAGAAACUCACCAAAUGAAUCUUGUGGAAAGGGGUAAGAGGGUAUGAGUCUAAUAAAAGAACUUUGAAAGCAA